Molecule: messenger RNA, 2442 nt
Organism: Penicillium longicatenatum
Lineage: Eukaryota; Fungi; Ascomycota; Eurotiomycetes; Eurotiales; Aspergillaceae
Product: putative glutaminase
Exons: 5
Coding region: 1-2442 (813 amino acids)
Source: RefSeq, a predicted model, not a curated record
AUGCAGCUGUCACUUGCCGUUCUGGCCGCCGCCUGUCAGGCGGCUGUGACGACAGCAUCGAGCCUGACACCGCCGGUGCUUCCGUUGAUCGUGCGUAAUCCUUACCUGAGCACUUGGUUGGGAAAUGCCCGUGAUGCCCCGUGGGCCAAAUGGCCUAUGUUCUAUACUGGACAGGAAGUAGGGCUCUCGUUGAUGGCCCAUGUUCCGAGCCAGGGCUCGGUUUAUCCCCUGGUGGGAAAGCCACAAGAUUCCUUGGGUGCAGGCGCCGGAUAUAAAGUACAGUACCCUGAGUAUCUAGGAAAUAACUAUGAUGCCUCCACGACCAACUUUACCUAUCGCAUUGACACCGAAUCCACGCCUCUCGAAAUAACGGUCUCGUUCCUUUCUCCCAUCACGCCGACAUCGACUUUGCGACAGUCCAUUCCGGCUUCCUACGUCACAAUAGACGUCAAGGGCAAAGGUGACGUUAAUGUAUAUAUGGACAUUGAUGGCCGCUGGGUGAGCGGAGACGAAGGGUCUAAAAUUCACUGGGGUUGGGACACGGUGAAAACAGAGAAUACCGCAAAGCCGAAUCUGCAGCAUUGGACAAUCCGGAGAGAGACCGAACUCCUAUUAUCGGAGAAUCGCGAUCGUGCCGAAUGGGGAACCAUCCAUUUCACCGGGCCUGCGAACACUCAAUAUGAGUCUGGAGAAGCAGGCAAGGUAAGGCAAAGGUUUGCCAGUACUGGAACUCUACGCAAUAAGAACGACGAGGAAUUCCGUGCCAUUCGGGAUCGCUCGCCUGUUUUUGCGUUCUCCAAGUCUUUCAACUUGUCAUCUACGCAUAAAACUGAUAGCGUCACAUUCACUGUCGCUCUUAUUCAAUUCCCGGUUGUGCAGUAUGCAUCGGCUCGGGGACUCACCUUGAUGCGACCUCUUUGGGAAUCCUGGUAUCCCACUACCGAGGAACUGCUCACUUUCCACUAUAAUGACCACGCCGUGGCCGCAUCUCUGGCAGCCAACUACUCUCAGCAAGUUGCUGAUGAUGCGUAUCUUUCUGGCGCUGAUGACUAUGUUGAUAUUGUCGCCCUCAGUGCACGCCAGGUCAUGGGCGCCACAACCUUCUCCGGAACUCCGGAUAACCCUCUUCUGUUCCUGAAGGAGAUUUCAUCAAAUGGUAACUUCCAAACUAUUGAUGUCAUCUUCCCAGCUUUCCCAUUUUUCUUGUAUACCAACCCGCGCUGGUUGGCAUACCUUCUUGAACCAUUGAUUGAGCAUAUGCUGAGUGGACAAUACCCCAACACUUAUGCCAUGCAUGAUCUGGGCACCCACUUCCCUAAUGCCACAGGCCAUCCUGAUGGUAAGGACGAGUAUAUGCCCGUGGAAGAAUGUGGUAACAUUUUGAUUAUGGGCCUGGCAAUUGCGAAUUCGCUUCAGUACGAGGAGUCAUCUGAAGCUGCGUCCAUAUGGUCGACACAAGGCUCCGCACCUCCAACCUCUUUCAGUGAGGAGGCUGGCAUAUUUCCUCUAACCAACCUCCAGGUCCUUUCCGGUAUUGCACACCUAGACAGUAAAUGGGGUGGCGGUAUCGCGGGUCAACAUCUUGCCGAGAAAUGGGUCAAGCGAAGCUACCGUCUUUGGAAGCAAUGGACCGGUUAUUUGGUGGAAUUCUCCCUGGAACCAGCCAAUCAACUUUCAACCGAUGACUUUGCGGGCUGGCUGGCACUGCAGACUAAUCUGGCAUUGAAAGGUAUUGUCGGCAUCAACGCCAUGAGCAAACUUUCCAAUUUGACUGGAAACAACGACGAUGCCUCAUACUUCAAGGGCAUCGCCGACCAAUACAUUGCAAAAUGGGAGAAAUUUGCUAUGUCUCGCGAUGGUACACAUGCGAAGCUCGCUUACGACUGGUAUGGCUCGUGGACCACGAUUUACAACUUAUACGCAGAUGCUCAGCUCUGCUUCCACCUGGAUGGAGCCGACACCCCCUCCAAUAAGUCUCCCGGUUUCGUUCCUCGUCACAUCUACCAGAAGCAGUCAGUGUGGUACCACUACGUGCGCCAGAAAUAUGGACUGCCUCUUGACAGCCGACACCUGUACACCAAGACUGACUGGGAGUUCUUCUCCAUGGCGGUGGCCUCCAAGCCCGUCCGCUCGGAGAUCCUCGAGUCCGUUGCGCGCUGGGUCAAUGAGACUGUUACCGACCGUCCCUUCACCGACCUGCACCAGACAGAGGGUGAUGGAAACUUCCCGGGUCCGAAUUUCUUUGCUAGACCGGUCAUUGGCGGUCAUUUUGCUUUCUUGGCACUGGAGCGUGCAUGCGGAGGCCGUGCUAUGCCUGGCCUGUCUUUCUUGGACGAUGUGGACAAGAAGACCAUGCAGACUUGGACUGGGAAUGCCGAGGCUGCAGCUGCAGAGCUUGCAGGUCCUUGGAAAAACCACCAUGGCCAAGAUGGAGAGCUGUAG